UCAACUGUCAACACGGACGGAAUCUGGAGGAGAAAAAAAAAACUGCGCUGAUUUCUGGAAGAAAAUGAUAGAAACGGUGACAUUUAUCACAAUAUCACGGAAUAAAACUCUACGUUUUUAAGACUUUCCGAUUGAGGUAGCUUCAGCGUUGUGAGGAGGGAUGCCGGUGGAGAGCGGGAGCGCCGCCGCCCGUCAGGCCAAACAGAAGAGGAAGUCCCACAGUCUGUCCAUCCGCCGCACCAACAGCACCGAGCAGGAGCGCUCCGGCCUGCAGAGAGACAUGCUGGAGGGACAGGAAUCCAAACUGCCUCUGUCUGUGAGGAGCAACCUGCUCGACCUCUUCAGUCAGAUCGAGAGGGAGUUUGAAAACAUCUACAUAGAAAACCUGGAGUUACGCAGAGAAAUCGAAACGCUGAACGAUCGUUUGGCUGCAGAUGGACAAGCUUUCGAAGGAGCGGAUUUAGCCAAAGGAGCCCUGAAGACAAAAGCGAGUCAUAGCACGAGCCAGCUGUCACAGAAACUGAAGACGACCUACAAGGCUUCCACAAGCAAGAUUGUCUCCAGUUUCAAAGCGACCACGUCCAGAGCGGUGUGUCAGCUGGUGAAGGAGUACGUCGGCCACAGAGACGGCAUCUGGGACCUGAGCGUCACCAGGACUCAGCCGAUGGUGCUGGGUACCGCUUCUGCAGACCACUCUGCGAUGCUGUGGAGCAUUGAGACGGGAAAAUGCCUCCUCAAAUAUAUGGGCCACCAAGGAUCAGUCAACUCCAUCAAGUUCCACCCCACUGAACAGAUGGCUCUAACAGCCUCUGGAGACCAGACAGCUCACAUCUGGAGGUACAUGGUGCAGCUGCCGACUCCACAGCCUGUUGCUGAUAUCAGCCAAACACCCUGUGAAGAGGACGUGGACUUUUCGGAUAAAGACGAGGCUGAUAACGAGGUGGAAGGUCCGAUCGACUGUCCGUCUGUCCGCGUGGCGACCACGACUCUGCGCAGCCAUCAGGGCGUGGUGAUCGCUGCUGAUUGGCUGGUGGGAGGCAAACAGGUGGUGACGGCAUCAUGGGAUCGAGCUGCAAACCUGUACGAUGUGGAGACCUCAGAGCUCGUGCACUCACUCACCGGCCAUGACCAGGAGCUGACACACUGCUGCACUCACCCCACCCAGCGUCUGGUGGUCACAUCGUCCAGAGACACCACCUUCAGACUGUGGGACUUCAGAGACCCGUCCAUACACUCCGUCAACGUGUUCCAGGGACACACUGACACGGUGACGUCUGCUGUCUUCACGGUGGGCGAUAACGUUGUAUCAGGAAGUGAUGAUCGCACCGUUAAAGUGUGGGACCUGAAGAACAUGAGGUCGCCCAUAGCAACCAUCCGAACUGACUCCGCCGUCAACAGGAUCAGCGUGUCGGUGAACCAGAAAAUCAUCGCUCUUCCUCACGACAAUAGGCAGGUCCGGCUGUUCGACAUGUCGGGGGUGCGGCUGGCUCGACUCCCCCGCAGCAACAGACAGGGUCACCGUCGGAUGGUUUGCUGCUCCGCCUGGUGUGAAGACAACACGUCCUGCAACUUGUUCACCUGCGGAUUCGACCGGCAGGCCAUCGGCUGGAACAUCAACAUCCCCGCCCUGCUGCAGGAGAAAUGACCUCCCGAUGCUGCCACUUUACGGUGAAACUACACACAAAGUCUGCCUCUCAAGAGCAUCGAACACUCACUUUCUGCAGGCUUUAAAUUCAGCUUCAAACAUGUCUUUUUUGGUCUGUAAAAACGUGUCACAUUACAACAGACGUAACUUGAAGCAAAUACUCAAUGACAUUUAAAAAUAUAUGUUUUAAAAGCUGCCUUUGAGUCUGCAGGCGGUCAGUUUUCAGCUUUCUGAGAUAAAAAAAAAGGAUGGGAAGGAAUGAAAAAUGAAACAUAUUAUCUAACUUAAGCCGCCAAUAUAUACAUGUUAUGUGUGUUUCUUUUGCGUUGAGCAAUUCUUCACUAUCCAAAUGAAAUAAACGACCUGUGUACCACUGAUGAUGAAAGCACAGACACGUUUGUUUUAGUGAAAAACUAAAAUGCUCAAAACUCAAGAUAAGUGAGUUGGAGAAUUAACGAAAUGUAAUCCGUGCCACUGAGAGCAGAUUUAUGUUUGGACAAGAAUCUGAUGCUUUUGGAGAAAAUCCUUCAACCAUUCUUUUUAGAAGUUAAUUUGUGAUAACUUGCCAUUUCCCUUCUUUACCUAAACUUCUUAAUAUAAAACGAAAGAAGCCCUCACUCUUUGAAUUGAUACCUUAACAACAACCGAACAUUGUCUAAAUUAUGUUUGGCUAGUUAUCAAUUUUAGUGAGCUGUUUGAAAAAAGGGAUAUUUCCCCAUUUGUUUCAUUCAAAAAACUUUUAUUGGCACCUGAGAUUUACUGCUUAUCUAAAACACACUUUAAAACAACCACCAUAUUAUCUUUUGUUUGUAAAAGCUCAGUUCUGCUCAGCGUUCAGGAGUCUGUGUGGUACAGGAAUGCACCUUUUGGAAUAGUCUUAUAUAGCUUUUUGUUGCUGGAGAGUAUUGUAGAUUAUGUAAAUGGUCAACAAAGUUUAAUGCUGGUGUUUUUUUUUAGCUUAAGGAUUGUUUUCUGCAAAGCCAGACACUUUGGCACAUAAUGGUCCUAUUCUGUUGUUAGAUUUAAGAUGGCUGAUAGUGGAAUCUGUCUACCUUUUAAACUGUGGCUACCUGAACAAAAUGUGAGUAAUAACAUUAUCUUUGCUAGCCGUGGUGCUGUGUACUCUAGAACUGGUAUAUUGCUAAACCUUAAAACAGUAGUGUUGUGUGACUAAAGAGGGAAAGAAAUAACGCCUGGUGGAUAUUAAAGCUACAAAAGUCCAACAAAAGGACGCUAUAUUUGACAUUUUUAUUAUUUUGUCUUUUGCAAAGACUAUAUUAUGGAUGCUUUAUCGACCAUUGGCUGAGUAAAUCUCAACCAAACCUCUUAUAUUGGUCCCAAAUAUCUACUUCCUCUCCUAUGUAAAGGUGAUAGUGGUUUUUUUAUUGACUGAAACUUCUCCAGUGUUAGAGUUUGACCCCAAUAUGACCUCCCACAUCUUAUAUGUGAUUAGUCACUCUUCUCACAGUGUUAAUCUGGAUCUGACUGUGCUUCUGUUUCUGUAAAGCCAUGAACCAGCCACUGUGUUUCUAGUAGACAGAAAAUAAAUGUGUAGAUAUUGAUCCAUCUAAGGGAGGAAAGGUGAUUACAGUGUUUCUGUUUGUGUGCUAAUGAAACAUUUAGUCUCUAAGAGCAGCACCUGUUGAGAUAGUUGUUAUGCAGGGCCGGGUACCGAGACAUAGUACCUAAAGAAUAUUCUAUUUAAUAGUCCUUUGGGGUAUUUGGUACUAAAUGAAGUCCCAUUUCAGUGACUAAAUAGACAAACAAUUGUGCACUUUAAAUGGCGAGAAUAGACUUCUCCACCCAUAUAUUAGUAAUACGUUCACACAUCUUUCUGAAGGGCUUUAAUAGAGAUGGAAAGGUUUGUUUUCAGAGGUAAACUAAACUUCUAUGCCUCUUUUUUUAUCGUCUCAAGCUCUACUCGCAAAAUCUAAUAAUUAGAGAUGAAACUCUUAACAAAAAUGACUAAAGUAGAACGAAGUCUGCUUAAGUCUGACAACAGUUGAGUCAAUCAUUUCUAAUAAAAGUGAAAUUUGAGCAGAUUUGAAGGGAAUAAAAUAGGUUAGUAGAGAAAGCACAUUAUUUGUACGUGUUACAUAUCAAUUAACUCACUUUAAAAUAUAAUGAAAUCUAAUUUCAACCAACGAUAAAAGAGAAAACUAACUGAUGUUUCUUCUGGUGCCCAGCCCUGCUGUUGUACCAAUACUUGACAUGAAUGUACAAAUAGUUUUUUCCUAGAUUAUCGCAGUGCCCUUUAGUCUUUAGUGUUGAAAACACUGUUGUGGGGAUUCUGUCAGUGUCAUAUUUGUAAUGGUACUUAAAAACUAGUAAAACCUUUUGAGGAGUGUCGUGAUGCGUUCGCUGUCCCCUGCUUUGCUUCCCCACUGCCACUAAAACAGCCAAAGCUGCAUUGGAGUGAAUAGGAAAGGAUGUAGUGAUGUGUGCGUGCGUGCGUGCGUGCGUGCGUGCGUGCGUGCGUGCGUGCGUGUGUCUGAGGACAAAGUCUGUGUGUCUAUCUGUGGUGCGAAACAAAUCAACGUCUAAAAACGUGUUUAAUGUUAUCACAAGUUACAGCAUUAAAACGAUGAAUAAGCACAGUCCAUUUCAAACUGAUUGUUUCUAAGUCUAGCUUUAGAUUUAUGCUGGUUUGUUACAAAAGUGUUCAUUAAAACAAGUACAUUGACAUUACAUUGAAUUGUAUUUUGGUCACACUUUACAGCUGCCUUGUAUUAACCUAGUGAAAUGUAUUUCUAACAAUUAAAAAGUCUUAUAAAUACCAAAUUUAGUGAAGUAAUAUAGAUUUUGGUGUAAAAACAGCCUCAUUACAUGCACAUAAAAGUGAUAACUUCUUAAAAGGCAACUGUAAAGUGAUAUUGUUCUUAUUUUAACACCAUAACAUUUGUAUCAUAAACUGUAAUAUAUGAAAAUGUCGCCGGAUUUUCAGCUGCAGCAGUUUUAUUAUUAGCCUUUAUAACUUGAUGACAUGUUCCUGCAUUUCAAUUGUUUUUAUUUUGUGUAGAUUACUGCUUCAUGAUGAAUGACUUAGUUCUUCAGUCAAAGGCUUUACAUUCACAUAAAAGUUAAUUUUGUCAUUUACACCAGAGAUGGCAAAUGUAGUCCAAAGUUUUGCAUUCGGCUAAUAAUAAAUUAGCUUCUCAAACUUCUUCUCAAAAAAAUAUGUUUUGGUGAGUAGUUCCUAAUUAAUUUUAGUUUACAUGUAUAAAUGUAAGAUACUUUUCACUGUUGGACAAAUGUUAUGUUAAAAAAAACAUUUAUUUCUGUACCUUCACUUUCUUUUUAUUCACUCCAGCUGCAAUCAGCAAUAUUCUAAUUAAAAACAAAAGCACAACAUUGCAGAUCAUUGAUGUCCUUUUUCCCAAAAUCAAUUCUGCAAGAGGAGUUAUCACUGGUUUAAAUGACAGAACAUCUUGUUUGUGUGAAGGAAAUAUAGAAGCUGUGUGUUUAGGAUUGUGAAUGUUCAACCUUUUAAACAAGUUUCACUGCACUCAACUGCUUUUUUUUUUACCAACACUGAGCCACUUUUGCUGCCUGCCACGUUCAUAACAAUGUUAAUAAUGUUCAGUCAUACUGUUCACACUAUCAAUAAACAUGAAACCAGAUCACAACCACCGUCGUGAAGCCUUGUGAAACUGUGGCAACGUGUUAACAGUGUUUUGUGUGAUCAAAGUGGCAAAAAAACCUUAAUGUAGUUCUCAGAAGAAAAAUGUAAACCUGUUGAAUCGACUUGACAGCAGUUUUGUGGGUUAAAGCUGUGUAAUAAUAAGGAAUAAACAGCUGCUUGUGAAAUUAAAAUAAACAAUUUGUGCUGUAA
Messenger RNA from Trematomus bernacchii (emerald rockcod), 5477 nucleotides. RefSeq names its product WD repeat-containing protein 37. Gene Ontology annotation, molecular function: protein binding. The transcript has 14 exons. The coding region runs from base 161 to 1645 and encodes 494 amino acids. The record is from RefSeq and is a predicted model, not a curated record. Lineage: Eukaryota; Metazoa; Chordata; Actinopteri; Perciformes; Nototheniidae. Gene Ontology annotation, cellular component: preribosome, large subunit precursor.